GGCCACCGGCAGCACCGUUCCGGUCGCACAGAACAGACGAAGCAAACCCAACGAAACGAGCGACGAUGCGGCGCGAGGGGCGGCAGCGAGGGUGGGUGCGCGUCUACGACCGCGCCCUGGUGGACCCGGAGGGCAAGCGCCGCGCCGUGCACGUUGUCGACGGCCCCGUGGUGGCCAACGGCGGCUACAUCAGGGCGUCCCGGAAGCCGACCAACCAGUCCAAGUCCGGCGGCCUCCGCGCCCUCGGCAGGGACGCCCUCACGCUAGAGGAGGACGAGGAGCCGCAGCCCCUUCCGCCCGAGGACAAGCGCUUCGGCUACUACUACUCCAAGGGGUGGCAGUCGCCGUUCAAGUACGAGGCCACCUCAGGGCAGUCGUGGAACUGGAAGUACGAUGCCGCCGAGCACGAGCAGGUGCACGCUCGUCAGCCGCUGGCGGCGCAUCUCGGGGGGAGAUCGGCGUGCAAGGGGAGCCGCAAGUUCAAGCACGACGAGAUCAAGACGUACUAUCUCGACGCGGCCGACGUAGUCGAUGAGCAGCUCGAUUCUCUCUGCUGUGAUUUCGAUUCAUGAGCGCACGGAACGGGGCGCAUUGCGGCCAUGAAAACAAGAAGAUAUUUUGUUUCCUUUUACUUCUGUUUUGCAAAUUUUCGGCAAAGAGGAGUUGUAGUAUUACUGGAUCCAAUGGGCCGAUGUGUAUCUUUGUCACGUUAAUUAUGAGUAUAUAUAUGUCCAACGCC
Molecule: messenger RNA, 739 nt
Organism: Triticum aestivum (bread wheat)
Lineage: Eukaryota; Viridiplantae; Streptophyta; Magnoliopsida; Poales; Poaceae
Exons: 1
Coding region: 66-572 (168 amino acids)
Source: RefSeq, a predicted model, not a curated record